Pseudozyma flocculosa PF-1 is the source of this 3987-nucleotide messenger RNA. RefSeq lists its product as uncharacterized. Gene Ontology annotation, biological process: protein secretion. The transcript has 6 exons. Lineage: Eukaryota; Fungi; Basidiomycota; Ustilaginomycetes; Ustilaginales; Ustilaginaceae. The coding region runs from base 1 to 3987 and encodes 1328 amino acids. The record is from RefSeq and is a predicted model, not a curated record.
AUGUCGCAAUCAGGCGCUGCAUCGGUACAUCCGACGCCCCUCGACGCUCGAGGACCCUCGUCGCGCCUCGCAGCGUCGCUCAGGCAGGCCGCCCUGCUCGCCGGUCAGCGCGACGACGAGCUCGGCAUCCAGAGGGCCGCCCCAGCAUCCAAGGACGCAGGACACUGCAGCAGCACAGCGGCCAGCUUGGCCGUCGUACUCGCCUCGCGACUGGCCCACCUUGACGAGGAUAGCAGCGGCGCCAUCGCAAACCUGCCUACCGCAGACGAUGCACAGUCGGCCCAGCGUGCAACGGGCGACGCCGCCCUCACCCUCCUCGCCCACAUCCACCUCGGCCUGCAGGACAAGAAGCGCGAUCCAUCAGCGCGCGUGGCUACGCAGCACUUGACGCCCGGACGCGGCACCCCUGGGUGCGCUCCUCGUCCCUCUACGGCCGGUCAGGAAGACCUCGGCCUCGGCAUCAAGGACCGCAAGCUCGCAGCCACCCUCCUCUCUCUCGCCGCCAGGUGGGCCCUCGUGCCAAGGAUACAUGCCUACGACGAGGCUCUCGCCGACUUGGCCCCCAACCUCUUUCCGCGACGGCCAGCAGCGGCCUCCGGGAGCAGGAACGCCAUCGACGAGUCCAGCAGGUUCGAGGAGAUCGCAGACGACGAGGAUGAGGCUGCAAAGAGGGCCAAGCUGGAACGCUUCGCCGCGGCACGGCGGCAGUUGAUCCAGAUCGUGACCAGAUGGACCUCGAUGCUCGUAUCCAGCGAGGCCACGCCACCGCCCUCGGCACCGACGGCGAUCGGCUUCGAUGCCAGCACCGACAUCUCCAACUUGCUGCUGCAGACCAACACCGUAGAGCUCACUGCCGCGCUGCUCCGGACGGCCAUGGGUCCGGGGGCCGCUCGCGCAGACCCGGCCCAGCAAGAGGCCGCCAGUCAGCUCUCUUUGCUGCUCAAGUUCCUCUCCACGGCGUCAGCCAUCUCGACACUCUCGUCGGUCCUGUCCGCGCCGCCUGCGCUCGCUCCGGUCGGCCUGCCCGUCUUUGUCCGCGCGUCGGCCUCUCGCCUGUUGUCGGCGCAGCUUCUUAGGCCAGACGGCGUCCGAGCGGUCCUCAUCGCCACGCUCGGAGGAGUCGAUGCCGAGGAGGGUCCGUCUGCCGCAGACGGAGGAGCAAAGAACACGCUUCAAAAGUACGAGCAUCUCGCCAAGCUGCUUGGCACUGCCCCUCAGGGCCUCGACACUUCUAGCUACUUGGCGAUGAUUCUGCCGCGCCUGUUCGACAUCAUCGACCCGGACCCCGAGACGACGGUGACCGCGCCCUCGCCCACCCACAUGCGCGCCGCGGCCUUUGCGCUGACGAGGAUCUCGGAGAGGCACGCCGACGACUUCACCAAGGCGCUCGAGGCCCGCGUCUACGUCCACCUGCGCCCUUCGAUGGCGAGUCCUGGGGCAGACGAAGAUGUGACCGUGGUGCCGGCUGCUGUCGUAGCGAGGGCAAUCACGGUGCUAUCUUCCCUGCUGCUCUUUGCCGAGCCCUCGCCGGUCUUCUUCGACAGUCUGCUGGGGCCCGUGCUGCCGCAGCUGCUGAGCCUGCACUGCUUCCUGAAGACGGCUGCCGGGCGCAGCGCCCGUUCAAAGGUCAGGCAGGUCGGCGACGACGAUCAGCUGCAGGUGAUGCAGAGGCAGGUCGACGGCCUGCUGCGCGCCUGGACGCGGCUGGUCGAUGCCCAGGAAGGCGCUCGGACGAUGGCGGUCGCGAUCCGAAAAGCCGAGCGGGGCAUCGGCAGUGACGUCGCCGUGGGUCUUGCCUCUGAUGACGAGCAAACAGGGAGGGCGCUGUACUGGGCAUCGGCCGACGACGGCGUCGCUAUCCGAUGCGGACAACCACCAGAGCCUGCCGCCGAUCCCUCCGGCCUGUUUGGUGCCAUGUCGCUCUCCGACCUGGCCCAAGCAAUCUCGGGCUCGAAUGGCACCGGCAGCGACGCCGCCGACCUGCCGAAACUGCCCGCCGGCCUCGCAUCGUCGCUCCACCUGAAGCCCGAUCCCAAGGCGGUCGUCGACCUGUUGCAAGGCACGAAGCGCAAGGACAUGGCCAAGUCGUUGCUCCCGCGCAUCCUCGACGCCCACAUGGGACAGAGGCUGGAGCGCAAGUCCGGCAUCGCCCCCGCCAAGGCGACGGGCGACGCGUCCGUCGGGCCGACGCUCGAGACGAGGUCCAUCCUCUACCUCCAGCUCAUCCUGCAGCUCUUUGAGGCGUUCGGCUCGGAGCUGCUCGAGGGAGAGGUGGCGAUCACGCUCAACUUUAUCAAUUUUUCGCUGUCGUCGCCCAAAGAGCGCCGGCUCGAGACGCGGCGAGAGAGCGGACAGCCAGAGAAGGAGGGCGAGGAUGAGAUGCCGUUCAUCUCGGCGUCGAAGGCAUCGGGCCCGUCGAAGGGUGGCCUUUUCGACAUAAAGAGUGCGAGCGAGGGCUUGUCGCAGGACGAGCAGAUGGCUGGCGCCGCGAGGGACCGUUCUGUCGAGGAUGGCGACGACGACGAGGACGCAGAGGACGACGAGGAGCUGGUGAUCACUUCGUUGACGCUGCUCCUCUCGCUGCUCGAAGGCAACGCGAGUCUGUCGACCGAGACGACGCCGAUGCUGCUGGUGAUUGCAUCCAAGCUGGAUCCGCACCUCGACAGCGGCAACGACGAGAUCCGGUCGCUGAGCAAGGAGGCGCGGCUCGUCCUGACGGCGCGUCGCAACGCAGCGCUGGGACCUCGACCGGACCCGGCCGACGACAAGGCGAGCAGCCCGCUCUCAUCGCGCGCUCGCGGGUACGCCGCGACGCAGGAGACGUACCAGGAAGCGCUGAGGCUGCUACAAGACCCCAUCCUGCCGGUGCGCGCGCACGGGCUGGUGCUGCUGCGACAGCUGGUCUCGUCGUCGCCCGCCGACAAGGGGAUGCGCGAGCACCUCGACCCGGCGCUGCUACCUGCCAUCCUCGACAUCUUUCUCGAGGCGGUGCAGGACGAGGAGAGCUACCUCUACCUCAACGCCGUCCAGGGUCUCUCUGCCAUGGGCGUCGGUGGCGGCCGCGAGACCAUCCGCCGCCUCGUCUCUCUCUACUUGGGCCGCGAGGCGCUCGCCUCGGUCCCGCCGUCGCGGCGCGAGGUCGACAAGCGGCUGCGCGUCGGCGAGGCGCUACUUCAGGUCGUGCAGAGGUGCGACGAGGCGCUCGGUCCGCACGUCGACGUCCUCGUGCCCCCGCUCCUUGCCAAGCUGCGCGACAAAAACACGCCGACGACGUUGAGGAGCUCCAUGAUCUCGAUCCUCGGCACCACCGUCGAGGCCGUACCCCUCGUCCUGUCCUCGAGCGGACUGGCGAGGCAGAUGGUCGAGACCUGCCUCGAUCUCGUCGCCAUCGAGACGGUGCAGAGGCCGACGACGGAGAGGGACAAGGUGAGGAUGAAGGUCGGCGGCAUCGUCCAGGACGUUUCGGACGAGGACGAGGGCGAGGACGAGGACGAAGGCGAGGGAGGACGAGGCAAGGGGACGAAGAGCAAGGGCAAGGGCGGAGCAGGGUACGACGAGGCGACGACGACGGACAGCAAGGUGUCGUCGCUGCGUCGUGCCGCGCUGCUCCUGGUCGUCACCAUGGUACGGGCGAGCAAGCACCAACUCGUCGAGCGGGUCCAGCAGCACGGCCAAGCGCAAGCGGAGGGGGACGGGCCGAAGAUGGACAGGCUCCGGCUUCCAGGCGGCGGCGUGCUUCCGAGCCUCUCGGGACGGAUCGGUGGCGGCGACGGCGGUGGGGCGGCGCGAGACGGAGCCGGAGGUGGUGCGGGCGACGCCGCUCUGCUCUUCCCGCUCGACCUGGUGGAGCGUACAAAGACGGUCGUCGGAUUCAGCCGGGCGCGCGAUACCGACGCCAUUGUCCGCGUGCAGGCGCAGGAUGUGCUCGACGAGGUGGGCGAGUUGGAGGUCGAGCUCGUGGCCACCCUCGACCUGGCCCGACGGUAG